Molecule: messenger RNA, 1488 nt
Organism: Hylaeus volcanicus
Lineage: Eukaryota; Metazoa; Arthropoda; Insecta; Hymenoptera; Colletidae
Gene: bou
Product: U-scoloptoxin(05)-Sm1a
Exons: 3
Coding region: 71-505 (144 amino acids)
Biological process (GO): positive regulation of voltage-gated potassium channel activity; regulation of synaptic transmission, cholinergic; sleep
Source: RefSeq, a predicted model, not a curated record
UGUGGAGAAAUCGGACCUUGGUCGAUACAACUGUUCCGUUCGUAAUCUACAACGAGAAAGAAUCUUUGAAAUGGGCGCCAACAGCGGCUCGAAAGGUUUCGCAUUUUUCGCGGCAUUACUUCUUCUCAUCGAAACUGUCCACAGUCUACGAUGCUAUCAGUGCAUCAGCACAAACAACACGCAUCCCUUCCAAUGCAACGAAUUACUCUCGAGCGACAUCGAUAUCGAACCACAGCCUUGCGAUGCUGUUUUUGGUGCAAAAUACUGCGUGAAGCACACAGGCCGAUUUGAGGGUGGAAUAGGUACCAAACGAUUCUGUUCAGCGCUGGAUCUGGGAAACUAUUGCGAUUAUGUGAAACGACAGGGAGAUAAGUUGACUUAUCGAACUUGCAUCUUCACCUGCUCUGGCGACGGAUGCAAUCCAGCGACCACGUUCAGACCAACCAUCGCGUGGAUCGUACCGAUUGGAUCGUUAAUAGUUUAUAAAAUACUUUUCCAAAGAUAGACAUUUAGAGGGGAUUUCAUGACAGCUAUCAAGUAAAGACAAUUUUGAAUCUCGACUGGUAGGGUUAUGUCGUAAUUUUGUAAUGUAUAAAUCAAAGAUGGCCGGCACGAUUAGUUAUGAGCAUGACUCAUAACUAAAUUGCGGAUUUUAUGCAUUUAUAAUGCAUACAAUAAUAUAUAAAACAUACAUAAUGUAUGUUGAAUAUAUUUUACCAUUAAUAUAAUAAUGAUAUUUCAUUUUAUAUAAGUGCACAUACCUCUUGGUUAUGUUUAGCACGUGUUUAUUAUGUUAAUUUGUACCACAAAUGCAUAGAGUGAAUUGCUUUAUAAAGUAAUUUUGAUCCGUCCUAAUGUUCAUUAAUAUUAACUUUAUAUAUAUUUCAAGGGAGCAAUUUACACUUGACUAACAUUAUGAUAUUCGAGAAACGUUCGUGUGCCUUCUUUACCGCGAAACUUUAGCUUGUAAGGACUCGUAUGGGAUGAGUCAUGCUAUUGACAUGGCUUUAUAUCGUUAAAAAUACAACACAAUGGCGAAGGAAGAACUUGAAUUCUUCCUAUGAUCACAUUCUUUCCGUAAAUAAAACUAUCCGUCCGCAAAGUACAAUUGCAUAUUACUAACCAACUAAAAGUAAUAAAAUUUAUUAAAAGUAAUCGCAUCUUGCACAGAUAUGAAGAUCUGAUUUAACAUUUUUUACAGUAAGCGCGUUUACUGUAUAAGUUAUCUAACGUAGGCCAUCGGACCAAAUUAUGAUAAGUUAUCUUUUAUAUACAAUCGUUAAUAUUGUAGAGAAUUGUUUUUUACUAUUUUUUUUACAUAUAUAUACACUUUACCAGAGAUUUUUAUCGUUCAUAUUUGUAUAAUUUUGUACAGAGUAUGCACCCACAUACGCGAAAGUAUUUUUUACGCGUGUAAUCGAUUGCGUAGAAAUUAAGAAAAUAAUGUACUAUCUAUAUGAACCAUAAAACGACACAAAUGGGACUGAA